Messenger RNA from Gilbertella persicaria, 2647 nucleotides. Its product is annotated as Alpha/Beta hydrolase protein. Gene Ontology annotation, molecular function: dipeptidyl-peptidase activity; serine-type peptidase activity. The transcript is spliced from 6 exons. The coding region runs from base 66 to 2579 and encodes 837 amino acids. NCBI's taxonomy places the organism in Eukaryota, Fungi, Mucoromycota, Mucoromycetes, Mucorales, Choanephoraceae. The record is from RefSeq and is a predicted model, not a curated record. Gene Ontology annotation, biological process: proteolysis.
UUUUUUUUUUAUUGUCCUACAUUCUCUGCAUAAAAUUAUCCUUUUCUUUCUUUCUUUCUUUCUUUAUGACCUAUUCUUGGGACCAUAUCAAAAGUCAAGUAAGACAGUUUAGAUCCAACUUACAUUCUAUAUACCCUAUUCAAGUUUGGAAUAUCACCAAAGACUUUACCAUACAUCAAAAUACGCUUUAUUUUCUUUCAAAUAACCGUGAUCCCACCCAAAUCACUCCAACAGCACAACUCCAACUACACAAGAUCAACUUGACACAAUUUGAUACGAUACAAUGUUGCCAACCUACAGGCAUCACCGUGAAAGAUUAUUUAGUGUCAUUACAAUCAUGUCCCAUCUUGAAAAAGGAAUUGGCCAUACCUGAUCUCAAUCUCUUGCCUGAGACUGAUCCACUCUAUCGUCCUAGUAUUUCUAGUUUCGAAUUAAUAGACAACACACUUUUGUUUACUUGGCGAGAAGAACACUACAUAAUUCCUGAUAUAACAGACAAAAUGAUACCCCACUUCAUACCGUCUUUUGGUGAUCGACAUGACAUGAAAUUAGGUCAAGAGAAGAUAGCUUUUAUUCGAAAUAGAGAUAUUUGGAUCACGGAUCUGAAUGGACAAGAGACUCAGCUUACGUUUUGUUCGUCCAAUACACACGAUCCAACACGUCAAUGUGGUACAGCAGAAUACAUGAUGCAGGAAGAAUUCCAUCGAUUGACUGGGUAUUAUUGGAGACCCCAUAAACCAGAAUUUAAGGAGGAUUGUAUACUCUAUCUAGAGACAUCUGAAUUAUCAGUAGAACAAGUGUUUAUUCCAACCUCCUCUGUCUUCAGCAGUAGUCCAUUAUCACCAGGAACAGAUGCAGUACCCGCUAUUCAUACUGAAUCCAUCGAAUCCAUGCGAUAUCCUCGACCAGGAUACCCUAAUGCUACUAGUGAUGUCUGUCUUGUUCAUUUCAGAGUCAAAGAUGGGAAACCAUUGUAUCUAGAACAUACUACCUUAUGGACAUACCAUCAAAUCAAGACUCAAUUCCCAUGGAUGGAAUAUAUUGUGCGGUUUGGUUGGUUACCUGAUGGACAGAGUAUUUGGCUUCAAUUGCUCUCAAGAGAUCAGAAACAAACAGCGCUAGUAAAACUAGUUCUGACAUCACAUGCGAUAGAGAUAUUAUGGCAAGAAACAAAUUCAUCUUGGAUUAAUAUUACAGACGUAUACUACUUUAUGCAGACACUCUCUUCUGUUCACCAUGUCAAGUUGAUCUGGAGCUCAGAAAGAGUGAAUGGCUAUCGGCACUUGUUUCUUGUGGAGAAAUACAGCCAUGAAUCCAACAGUAGAAUCACACAACUCACACAGGGGGAGUGGUGUUGUGUGGAUAGACCUUUGUUUGUGGAUGAAUCACGUCAUCUUGUGUAUUUCUCUGCUAAGAUGCAUACACCCCUUGAAUCCCAUUUCUAUGUUGUCUCCUAUGAUAGACCAGAAUCACCUCGACUUUUGACUCAACUGGGAUUUAGUCAUCAAGUCAGUAUGGAUUCUGCUGAUUAUUUCAUUGAUUGUUUCUCUGCACUCCAUCAUCCUCAAGUCAUUUUGAUUCAAAAGCUAAACCAUACACCUAUCUCAAUAGAGAAAUCAGCUCUGUUGAUGCCUGUUUCCUUUAAGAAACAAGAACCUGUCUAUACAAGACCACCACCCUCACCACCACCUUCUUUUCGAUUUGAAGAUGCUUUUUUAUCGCCUGAGACCCAACUGUUGGACUAUGCACUGAUUUACAACGAUAGAGUGCAUGGUGAGAUGUUUAGUUUUACUACACUGGAUGGCACGCCAUUGUAUGGUUGUCUCUAUAAACCAAGGUAUUAUGAACCAGGUAAAUCUUACCCUACUCUUUUACAUAUCUAUGGUGGACCUAAGACACAACUGGUUCUGAAUGAAUUCAAGUUUCCUCGUUUGAUGCGAUACUUGAUGUCUGUCUAUUUUAACUUUGCUGUGGUGAUUAUUGACAGUAGAGGAUCAAGUGAUCGAGGGCUUCAAUUUGAGUCUCAUCUUCAACAGCGACUUGGCAGAGUGGAACUCAAAGAUCAGAUAGAGGGACUUGAAUUCUUGCACAACACUCAAUUUGGAGCCAUUCAACAAGAAGGUGAACCCUUAAGGCCUGUGAUUGAUAUGAAUCGAGUGGCUAUCACAGGCUGGUCUUAUGGUGGAUAUCUUAGUCUGAUGGGAUUGGCUCAAUACCCUGAUGUGUUUAAGAUGGCUAUUGCAGGUGCACCUGUCACACAAUGGGAGUUGUAUGAUGCUGCUUACACAGAGCGAUAUAUGGGACUACCAGCAGAGAACAAGGAAGACUAUCUUCACAGCAGUGUCCUGAACUAUCUUGAUCAGUUCCCCAACACUGAACACAGACUGCUGAUUGUUCAUGGACUGAUAGAUGAAAAUGUCCAUUUUCGUAAUACAGAACAAUUGGUGGCUCAAUUAGACAAACUCAACAAGCCUUAUCGACUCCAAGUCUAUCCUUCAGAGAAGCAUGGACUUAGACAUGCUAGUGUCAAUGAACACUUUGAGACACUCAUGUAUUAUUGGCUUUCAAAUUAUCUGUAAAGAAUAAAUAAAAAAAAAAGAGCGGAAUUUUUUUAUAUGGUCGAAUCAAGUGUGAUCGUGGAGCAACG